UAGGACAACCUAUGUGGCACAGAGGAGGAAGAGCCACCCACAGCUCCCCUCAUCCUCAGGCAACCACGGGACAAUGUGACAUAGAGAGCAGCACUGUAAGCAUGCAGCCCCCCAGACAGGGACACUUGAGCAGGGUACACUCCAGCUACCCCAUGGCCCAGCAGGCUUGGGACAAGGGCACAGUGGGGCAUCCUGGGACUGCGCAGUGCAGCUGGGACACUGGCAUGAGGUUCAGCAGGUCAGAAACUGCCCUUUCAAGGGCCCGAAGCUUGGUCAGGCAGAGGCAGGCAGGUUAGUGCUUUCCACCUGUCCAUGCUUGCCUUGUGGGACUGGGGAUGUGGGGACAAUGGGCUCAGUCAGGGCUGUCCUCACAGGGCAGUCAGCAGCCACCACCACCAGCCACCAGGCUGGCUGCCAGGACUCGCUUAAGCUUGAGCAGCUCAAGAAGGCCAAGCUGCAUGUGGAGAUGGCCAUUAAGGAGAAGAAGAUCUUCAUGGUACAGGGCCCCUACCCUAUCAUCCGCCGCCUGCUGCGAGCCCGGGGCUGGGUGGAGAGGAAGCUCCCUGACACGGGGCAAAGUAAUGGUAGUGGUGGGCAGGGGGAGGAACUGCUGAACUCAUGUGCUGGGGCACAGCCUUUUCUGGGGACCAGAGACCCCCAGCACUACCCAUGGCUACCUGCUGAGGAGGAGGAGGAAGAGAAGGAGGAAGAGCAGUGUGAUGACAACCCCAAUGGCAUCCAUGACCUCAUGUCCUACCUGGUGCGGGACCAGUUGCCAAACUUCAUCUGGACUAACUUCCUUGAAGCCACUGACCGUCAGCUGCUGCAGCAGGACAAUGUGGUGAACCACUAUUCCAGGGUGGAUGCGUUCACCACCAAGGAGGGGCUGUGCCUCAGCCUACAAAACCUGCCAUGGAUUGAGCAAGCUGACCCCAACACCUUCUUCCCCCGGUGCUACCGGCUGGGGAACAUGGAUGAGAGAGAAGCUUUCAUUGAUGAUUUCCGCCUGACAGCAGCACGCAGCCUGCUCAAACUGGCCGUAGAGGAGGUUGGGGAUAUGUCAGUGAGGACUGAGCAGGUCCCAAACUCUGCCAAGAGGGCAGUGUGGCCAGGCUGCCGCCUGUAUCCUGAGCUGGUGGAGGAAGCCCUGGAGGUCUGUAAGCAGCAUCUGAGUGUUCUGCAGCACCAGGACAUUGACAGGAGCACCCCGUCCCCCUGCAGGACAUGCAUUGACUGGGACCACUUCCUGCAGGAAUACUACCGUGUGGCACAUGAGGGGGCAGAGCUGGUGCUGACCAGGCAGCAGCAAAAGCAGUGCCAGAACCUGCUGCAGCGCCUGGCAGAGCAGCUGCCCCAGCUUGACAUGGAGGGGAAGUUCAAUGUCUGGAUCCUCAAGCCUGGUGCUGAAUCCCAAGGGAGGGGCAUCAUCUGCACGACACGGCUGGAGGAGGUGCUGCAGCUGGCAUGGACCUGCACAGCACCCUCAGUGCAGAUGGGCAGGUGGGUGGUGCAGAAGUACGUGGAGCGGCUGCUGACCAUUUUCGGCACCAAAUUUGACAUCCGGCAAUGGUUUCUUGUGACUGACUGGAAGCCACUGACUGUCUGGUUCUACCAAGACUGCUACCUGCGCUUCUGCUCCUGGCCCUUCUCCCUGUGUCACCUGGAGCGUGCCAGGCACCUCUGCAAUGUCUCCGUCCAGAAGUGCUACAACACAUCACCAGACCAGGACCCCCGUGUGCCUCCCGACAAGAUCUGGUCCAACAAGCAGUUCCAGGAAUACCUGGCACAAAUGGGGCAGGCAGAUGCUUGGCACCAGUUGCUGGUGCCCGGCAUGAAGGCGGCAAUCCUGAACACUCUGCGCAGUGCCCAGGAUCGCGUGGGCUUCCGCAAGGGCAGCUUUGAGCUCUAUGGGGCAGACUUUCUUGUUGGGGAGGACCUCCAGCCUUGGCUGCUGGAGAUCAACUCCUGCCCCACCAUGAGCCCCUCCUCAGCAGUGACCCGACGGCUCUGUGCCAACGUCCAGCGGGACACACUGCGCCUGGUGCUCGACCGCAAGGAAAACCCCACCUGUUCCAUUGGAGCGUUUGAACUCAUCUACAAGGAGGCAGCUGUGCCCAAGCCUCUGUCAGCACGUGUGAAGCUGAUGGUCAAAGGCUGUUCCCUGAAGAAGGUCCAGCCAGCACAGCAGCAAGCACAGGAUAAGCCCCCCACUGCUGUGGCCAAGGUCUUCCACCACCCUGUGUCCCCAGGGGCCAAAGCCACCCAUGUACCCAAGCGAGCAUGGCAUCAAUUCCCCAUCAUGGUGCCUUGUGCCCCCAAGCUCUCCCAGGGAGCAGAACCAGGGGGCAGAACUGCCCAGACAGCACGGCGUCAAUCUCCCACCGUCCCUGUGCCCAGUGCCUCCAAGUCGUCUGUGGCCCCACGAAGCAGACCCACCCAGGUGACCCAGAGACCACAGCCUCAACUUCCCACCAUCACUGUACCCAGUGCCUCCAAGUCGUCUGCAGCCCCACGAAGCAGAACCGCCCAGGUGACCCAGCCCAGAGCAGCAACAGGGAAGCUGCCUCCUCUGCAGCAACGGAGCCACUGCUCUUCUCCCAGCUCUGACUCCCCACCACAACAGCCUUGGGCCUCCUCUGCUGGGAGCCAGGAGCUGCCAGGGCUCAGUCGCCUACCUGGGCGGCCCCAGAUCAAUGGCUGUCCCCUGGAUUGGGUGCCUGUGCCACCACCCCGGGCAACUCCCAGCAACCCCUGGCUAUCCCAGGGUUGUUCACGCUCCUUCCCUCCUGCCAAGCCCCUACGCCAACCUCUAUCUGCAUAGAGCGCCACGACCCCAUUCCUGGAACAGAAGUACACAGCAGCUUCCAAUGGGAUGCAGAAGACUUGGGACACUGAGGCACCCCCAGAAGCGGACAGCACCCUGCCUGUCCUUGCUGGGCAAACAUUGCAGUACCAGGCUACCUCUC
Messenger RNA from Cinclus cinclus, 2966 nucleotides. It is a transcript of the gene TTLL3, whose product is annotated as tubulin tyrosine ligase like 3. NCBI's taxonomy places the organism in Eukaryota, Metazoa, Chordata, Aves, Passeriformes, Cinclidae. Gene Ontology annotation, molecular function: protein-glycine ligase activity, initiating. Gene Ontology annotation, biological process: cilium assembly; protein polyglycylation; cilium movement. The record is from RefSeq and is a predicted model, not a curated record. The transcript has 11 exons. Gene Ontology annotation, cellular component: cilium. The coding region runs from base 347 to 2821 and encodes 824 amino acids.